AUGGUCGGUGCCGCUGUCGUCACAGAGGAGACCCUCGAUCCCCCUCCGCCUCCCCCGCGUCUCUUUGAGCGUCUGCGCCAGAUAGCCGGCUACACCUGGGACGAGUCCAUCCACCCCAUUCACUCGACCUACGAUUACUGGUAUGUUUUUGGAUUUCGACUUGUGCCCCAAGCCCCGACGCCAUCCGCCUCGUCCCAACACACGGCGAGCUCGGCACUCGGUGGCAAGCUGCGUCCCUCGACCGCAGAACAUGGCGGCCAAAACACCCCGGCCUCUGCCAUUGAUAGCGAACCUCUCCCUUCGCCGUCCCUCUUCUCGCGCCCACCCUCGACGACCUCCUUGACCUCUGCUACCGAGUCCGCCUACACCGAAGAACCCAUCGUUGCCCGUAUCUCCCUUCACACUAUCCGCGAAGAGCGGGCUUUUCAAAUCGCCAAUGGCUUCUUUGCCAAGGCCGACCCCAACGCCCGCCACAUUGUCCGCCCGGUCGAUCUCAUAAGGCUGCCCCCGACCUCGGGCGACCGCGCCGCCCUCGUCAUCACCGUCUACCAACGCAUUGGCCCCAACUACCUGCUCCAUGUCCUGGACAUGGGCCCUGCACUCUACAGGGCACGCAAGGAUGGCGAGUCGUAUCAAUCAUACUCCGAGCCCGAAGCUCUUCCCAUGCAGACUAUCAGUUUGGAGCAUUUUCUCAAUUUCGCCAUAGGCGCCGCAGAGUGCCUCGAGACUCUCCACCAUCACCACGGCAUGAUCCACGGCGAGAUUCGUGGCGAUGCAUUUCACUUCAACGUCGAGGCGAACCAGGUUCGGAUCGUAUCCUUUGGUUCCGGCCUGCGAUCGUUCGAGCAUGGGCUAACCAGCACCGGCUGGUCAAUGCUGUCCAAAGAAAUCGGCGCCAAAAAUAAGCUUCUCUACAUCAGCCCCGAGCAGACCGGCCGCAUGCCAGCCGAGCCCGAUAGCCGUACCGAUAUCUACUCCCUCGGCGUCCUCUUCUGGACCCUCCUCGCGCGACAGCCUGUAUUUAGUGGCGACACCCCCCUCGAUAUUGUCCAGGGCGUCCUGAACAGGAAAAUACCAAACGUCACCACUGUUCGCCUAGGCAUCCCUGAUGUCAUUGGACGCAUCAUACAAAGGUGUACGGCCAAAAAUGUGGCUGACCGCUAUCUCUCCGCCAGUGGUUUGCGCCACGAUUUAGUCUCGGUGCAGGAGUAUAUGAGCAAAGGAGACUUGCAAGCCCUUGCUGACAUGCAGAUUGGCUCCAAGGAUGUAUCGUCGUUUUUCUUACUGCCUACCGCCAUGGUUGGCAGGGAUGAGGAAAAGAAAAAACUACUUCGUGUCAUUGACCGUGUAUUCAGAAGUCACUCCUCACAGGCCAAGGGUCCGCACCCCAAGUCUUCUGAUGGCUCUAGCUUCCGCAACGACGCCUUUCUCGCCGAUGACGCCUCUAGUGAAGGCGCUAGCUCGAUUGGCGACGGCAACACCCGGCGAAGCGGUUCCUUCACCCACACAUCCAUCAACGAUCAGAAGAUGUUCAAGGGGAGCUUCCAGUCCUCCGCGCAGACCGAUUCGCAAAACUCAGACAGUGCCUCCACAUCACACUCCAUCAGCACCCUCCCGGCUCCUCGUAUAACCCGCCGUUGGGAACGCCACCAGUCCAUGUCCAAUGACACAAACUCUGCUGUCGACAGCUCUGCCUAUGACGGGAGUCGUCAUGGUGGCAUGGAUUCCGGGGCGUCCGCGCUGUCUCGACAGCUCGGAGCUGCCAAGUUUAGGCGUAGAGGCCAAUGUGAAGUCGUUGUGAUUGAGAGUGCUGGCGGCCUGGGGAAGAGUUGCUUGAUACAAUCUGUAUUGCCCGAUAUUCGCAAACGUGGAUAUUGUGCCACGGCGAAAUUCGAUUCAGCCAGGAGAGCCGCACAUGGUCCCCUUAUUAAGCUCCUGUCAUCGCUCUUCAAGCAGGUAUGGGGCGAGAGAAACACAGACACGCCCUUCCACCAAGCCCUGCGGCAGUAUAUCCGCCCGGUCUGGCCCAUGCUGCAUAAAAGUCUGGGUCUCCCCGAGUUUCUGCUAGGCCCGGCAGACACUGUAGCUUCCCGCACUAUCUCACUAACGCAAAACCCGGGGCUGCGCAACCAUAACCGUGGUGGUAAGCGCAGAGGCUCCUCGCCAGGCAUCUCACCCAGCUCCUCUAGUGGUGGACCAAGCAUUGCCUCCCAGACCGCGCAUGACUUCUUGCGCGCUGGCGCCUCGACAAAGACGAAACGAUUUGUCAACACCUUCCUCGACGUCCUCCGCGUUUUCACACACCACAAGCUCAUCUGCUUCUGCUUGGAAGACCUUCACUUCGCCGAUGAAGAGUCCCUGGAGCUCAUCACCCAAGUCAUUAGCUCUCGUAUGAGAAUGGUCGUUAUUCUCACGCACCGGCCUGAAGAGCUUUCUGCCGAGAAGAUGCAGAGCGUAAUAUAUCCCACAGAGACCCUAGAACUACCCAAAAGCAGUCGGCCUGCCCUGACGACGCUGAAACUGGCUCCAUUUACGGAAGCCGAAGUGUUGAGAUAUGUUGCCGCGACACUAGCUAGACCGACCGACGACAUUUUGUCGCUUGCCAUGGUCAUCCAAUCCAAAACGGCGGGCAAUCCAUUUUAUAUCCGAGAGAUGCUCAGCACAUGCAACCGCAAGCGAUGCAUCUGGUACAACUAUGGCGACUCCCAGUGGCACUACGACUUGGACAAAAUAUUUGCCCAGUUUCAAGGCGAAAAAGACUUUGACGUGCUCGACACUGAUUUCAUUACCCGUCGACUCAACGAACUACCUCCGGCGGCACGAGCUGUUCUGGCGUGGGCAGCUCUCAUAGGAAGCUCAUUUUCUUUUGGACUCAUAUGCCGUUUGAUGGAUGCCGACUACGAAUUCGAGGAUGAAACUCCCCUUUGCGCUCUCGAAUCUCCCACGCACAACAAGUACACACGGGGUGAGGCCAUCGAGGGUCUGCAGGCGGCUGUGCAAGCCUACAUCCUUGUUCAAAGCGAGACUGAGGACCGCUUUCGAUUCGCGCAUGACCGAUACAUACACGCUUCGUCGGGACUGAAGGAGUGCAAUGAACAGAAGAUGCACUUCAUUAUUGCCCAAACUCUCAUGAAACACUAUGCUGAUGAUCCAAGGGAACGAGCCGGCGCUGCUAGGCACAUUUGCAAGGCGGCCGCUUUGAUCAAGACACACCUACCAGAACGAGAGCACUUCCGCAUACUUCUCAGAGACGCCGCCCAAGAAGCUGUCGAGAGCGGAGCUAGACCCACGGCUUCCAAAUAUUAUAGCAAGGCCCUGCAAUUGCUACAACCUAAUGCAUGGGAACCAGGCAGCCGUGAUGUCAGCUACGACGAGACUCUUCAGCUCUACCUCCGCACAGCCGAGUGCUAUCUCUAUAUGAGCAAGUUGUCCAAGGCCAACGACUUGCUGUCAGUCAUCUUCGCCAACGCCAAGACACCGCUGGACAAAGCCCCAGCCUCCGUGCUGCAGUCCCGCAUCUUCGCGCAGAACGGCAACUCGAUAGCUGCCGUGAUAUCACUCAAGGAUUGUUUGUCUACUAUCGGUGUGGAGGUGGAAAAAGAACCUACAUAUGAGGCAUGCGAUAAGAAGUUUGAGGAGCUGACGACAAAGAUCAAGCUGAUGGAUCGGUCCGCGAUUACAGGUGUCCAGACUACCAGCGACCCAGUCAUGACAUCAAUUGGCGCCGUUUUGUCCGAAUGUUUGUCUGCCGCCUGGUGGAGCGACUGUUUGGAGUACUACUAUCUCACGCUGGUCAUGCUCGAGACCCAUCUCACUCGGGGUGCGUUCCCGCAGUCUGGCAUGGCGUUCCUGAACUUGGGUGUCAUAGCCCUCUGUCGAUUUUCCAUGGCCGAGUUCGCCGUUGAGCUUGGGGUCAUCUCUCAGGAUCUGCUCUAUGAUGGGCGCGAUACGUUUUCCAUUGCGCGCGGUCAGAUGCUCCACACGUGCUUCCUGGCGCAUAUUCAUUGCUCCAUGCCGCUUGCUGUCGCGCAGACGGAAUAUGCCAUUGAGCUAGCUUCCGUUGGUGGCGAUCGGAUGUCGACAAUUCUCAGUUACGGACUCACUGCCCAUGCCAAGUUCUUCGCAAGCGAAAAUCUUGACGACCUCGAAAGCUAUUGCCAGUACGCAUGCGAAGAGAUCCCUACCUGGAAUUCUGACACAAGAGGUGGUGCCAUGAUUGUCGCUAUCCACCAGACAUGCCGAGCUCUUCAAGGUAAGACGCGUGUGGGCGAUGCUCUUGGUAUCAUGUCUGAUGAUCAGCACAACGGUCCUCGAUACAAGACGUGGCUCAUGACGCAGACGCAAGGGAGCAAUCGAUCCAUUCUCUUGUACGAAAGUGUCGAGCUAGUCAAUUUGUUCUUGUACGGGCAUUAUGAAAGAGCAGUUGAGCUGGGCGGACGAUGCUACCACCACCUGGACGCCCUCUGGUCUGCGCGGAACAGUCGCCUGAUUCUGCUGUUUUACGGUCUGGCCAGGGCAGGACAACUUCUAAGACAAAUGCAAGACCCGCGCUCGCCCACGGCCAACUUUUCAGCGCAGACACAAGAAAUUGUCAAGGAGAUGCAGGGCUUUGUUGACAAGAUCAAAGAGUGGUCAACUGUGUCGGAUAUCAACUAUCUCUGCUGGUUGCGCCUGCUCCAGGCUCAGAUGGUGGAGCUUGUUGGUAACCACGGCGAAGCGGUGCAACACUAUGAAGAGGCCCUGGACCAUGCUAGCGAGCACGGGUUUGCUUUUGAAGAAGCCCUGGGAAAUUACCUCAUGGCUGGCUUCUUCCUUCGCCGGCGCGCGAGACGAUCGGCCCGAGCCGCCCUUCUGGAGACUGUUGGCCUGUAUCGUCAGCUCGGGGCAACUGGUGUUGCCAAGGCUAUUGAGGAGGAGCACUCGUUACUGCUUCGCGGACCUACCCGAAGUCACCAAACUGCAGAUGCCGCAAUACAGACUGAUUUCGUCACGGAGGCAUCAUCGGGCCAAUAUGCUCAUGCGGACGGCGAAGACGACCACCAGCUCACCCAAGUCAAUUCGCAUAAUCUUAUGGAUGCUAAAGGUGACAGAAUAGGAGCCUGGCGCGGCUCCGUGGAUCUGCGGAAUAACGACGCGCCCGGAUUCCCCACACUCGACAUGAUUGACCUACAUGCCAUUCUGGUUUCUUCUCAAGUUAUUUCAUCCGUGUUGCAAAUUGAUGAGCUGCUCAAGACUAUGUGCGAUGUCAUUUUGCAGACUUGUGGAGGUUCGGCUACUCUUGCUGCCAUUGUUGUACAGGAUCCUGACGGAGACGGCAAUUCGUGGUGCAUCGCUGCCAGUGGUGAUCCUGAGAAAGGCGCCUCUGCACACAACCCUGGCCUCCCCCUUGCCACAAACUCAUUGAUUGCGGAUAAUGUAGUUCUCUACUGCACACGCUUCCGCGAAGCAGUAUUCAUUCCCGACCUCAGCGUUGACGAGCGUGCAGGCAACGUCAACGACACGUGGCUGCAAAAGAAUCCACUUGGCAGAUCUAUCAUUGCUAUUCCCAUCACACACGGCAACAAACCACUUCUCGGCGUCUUGUAUAUGGAGGGCGAACCCCGCUCAUUUACAGAUCGCAAUGUCACGGUGCUGCAGCUCUUGGUGAACCAGCUCGCCAUCAGCUACUCAAACGCCCACACCAUGAAGAAUCUCGAAAAGGUGUCUGCAGAAAAUCGGUCGAUGGUGUCUCUCCAGCGCACGGCGCUGAAAAAGGCGCGUCAGGCGGAAACCAAGGCCAAAGAUGCUGAAGCUGAAGCGAACCGCAACGUCAAACUUGCCGAGGAGGCGGCCAAAGCAAAGUCUAUAUUCUUGGCCAACGUGUCGCACGAGCUGCGGACGCCGCUCAAUGGUGUCAUUGGCAACUCUGAGCUGCUCCGGGAUAGUGAACUGAACAGAGAACAGAUGGAGAUGGCCGACUCGAUUCGAGUGUCUGCAGAUCUGCUCUUGACCGUCAUCAACGACAUUCUCGACUUCUCCAAGAUGGAGGCGGACAAGAUGAAGCUCUACAUUAUCGCCUUUAACCCCGAGGAAAUGGUUCGAGAGGUGGUGCGCGCUGUGUCGUACAGCAACCGUGAAAAGACGUCUAAGAAGAAUGUCAAGAUUAUUCAAGACAUUAAUCUACCAUCGAUGUUGAUUUAUGGAGACCCCAUUCGUCUUCAUCAAGUAUUGGGUAAUCUGAUUGGCAACAGCCUCAAGUUCACAGAUGACGGAUCCAUCACGAUUGGGGCACGCCUAGAAUCGGAAACUGUCAAGAGUGCGACUCUCACAUUUUGGGUUCGGGACACGGGUAUCGGCAUCCAUCCACAGCAGCUCGCCAAGCUGUUCCAGCCGUUCAGUCAAGCCGAUGCUGGAACGGCGAGAAAGUAUGGUGGCAGCGGUCUUGGUCUCAGCAUUUGCAAGUCUCUGAUCGAGGUCAUGAUGAAGGGCAAGAUUCGGCUAGAAAGUGGAGAUACGGCGGGCACAACGGCCUGGUUUACAGUAACAUUCGAGAAGACGGAGGCGGAUGUUUCGGCUGGUGAUGCGCUUGCCAAAACAUCACCAUCCAUUGAUCGGUACACGAGUUUGUCACCCAGCUAUGACCUGCAAAUGGCUCCCAGACCGACUAUGAAUCUAUCCAAGCUCGCGACGGAGGAUAUCCGCAUCUGCAUCGCCGAAGAUAACCCGAUCAAUCAAAAGAUUGCCAUUCAGUAUGUGAAGCGGCUCGGAUACCGCCAUGUUGUGGCUUAUGAAAAUGGUAUGAAGGCCAUUGAGGGUCUACGUGCCAAAGCAAAGGAAGGACAGCCGUACCAUAUUAUACUCAUGGACGUCAUGAUGCCUGUUCUUGAUGGUUACGAAGCGACAAAGCUCAUUCGCAAGGAUCCGAUGGAGGCUGUGCGAAAGAUUCUUGUCAUUGCCAUGACAGCGUCGGCGAUCCAGGGCGACAGAGAAAAGUGCUUGGCGGCAGGUAUGAAUGACUAUCUGGCCAAGCCAGUGCGCGCCGAUGUGCUUCGGCGGAAGCUGGACGCCUAUGUCAAUGCGCCCGAGAAUCCAUUCCCGACACCGUCACCCAGCCCGCUGGAGAUUUCGCAGGCCGAGUAUGACGCGAGAUUGAGAGCGGUUGUGGAGCCUGUCCACGAGCAGACAUUCAACCGCCAAGCGCUGCGGACGGAAGCUAGCAUGGAUCCUAUGGAAGAGGGCGCCGUCUUUAACCAGCCGCUUGACUCGGAAGCGCUCCUCGCGUGCGACAGUCCCAUAUUUGGGUCGUCCACGCCGACGUUUCCAAGCCGUAGCCGGUCCAUCACCAGCUCGGCAUCGACGACGCGAAGCCCCUCUGAACCGUCCCGCGACAAUGACAAGGCCCAAUCGAUGCGACCAAACGCGGAUGGCAAAGCCAAAGCUUUGGCCGAGAACGGGAAUGGGACCAUGGCGAAUGGUAAGAGCGAGAGCUGA
Messenger RNA from Cordyceps militaris CM01, 7470 nucleotides. RefSeq names its product two-component sensor protein histidine protein kinase. NCBI's taxonomy places the organism in Eukaryota, Fungi, Ascomycota, Sordariomycetes, Hypocreales, Cordycipitaceae. The record is from RefSeq and is a predicted model, not a curated record. Gene Ontology annotation, biological process: protein autophosphorylation; phosphorelay signal transduction system. Bases 1 to 7470 code for a protein of 2489 amino acids. Gene Ontology annotation, molecular function: phosphorelay sensor kinase activity; histidine phosphotransfer kinase activity; protein binding. The transcript is spliced from 2 exons.